UGGUUUUGGUCAUAUUCUUUCCACUGAGCUGGCUUCUUUGCACCUGUCUUACCCUCUGAAGGAAACAAGAGGCUAACGCUUAGGGAGGACGACAUGAUGGGAGAUAAAAUUGCCAGAAUUUUCCAGGUAUAUGCUCCUAGCCUGUACAUAACCGAUGAUGACAAUGUGGCGAUAUUCCCGGGAUCGUCUGGACAUUUCAGCUGCUUGGACCUUAGACCUUGAGGCCACUAUGAGGUUCAUGGGGAUGAUAUUGCUCUACCAGUCGCCGAGCAGACUCCUCCAUUGUCAGGCCAGAACCGUUUCCAGUUCCACCGUCCAGCACAGCCCACUGCUGCUCUGGGAUCACCUGCUUAGGCCAUUGCUCCCACUACCCCUCGAGCAAGCAUGAGUAACACCUUCCAAAGGUCUGUUUUCAUUGCUGAGCUCAGCCAGGGGAAACUGAAGCCUGCCCGUAUGGUUGUACUCAGACUGUUUGAGUUUGAAGCCACAACCACAGGUAUCCUUGCAAAAAUACAUGAUGCCCUGCAGAGUGAUGGCCCUCUCAUCCUGACUGAUGCCCAGGGAAAUGAGAUUGUGGACUCUGAAGGGACAAGAGGAUCCAAGUAUUGGAAGCAAAAUGCAAAAAAGUUUCUUGCUGUCCCAGAGCAGAUCUUCCAUGAGUUCCAGCAAGGAACAAAGGGAAAGAAACUGAGUCAUAAAGACAUGGACUCCACAGGUCUUCAGGGGGUCCAUGAUAAAAUAAAGGAAGUGAUCUUGGCUGCUCAAGGACUGAGUGAGGUCACCCAAGUCGUGAAGGACCUGUCAACACAUGCCAACAACACCAGGGGUGCCAUGCUGUUUCCGACCAACACCAUGAUAACACACAUAAAGGAUGCCUUUGGUUGUAUUGUAUGCAAAGGGCUAAUGGAAGAGCCUGUGAUUGCCGUAUGCUGCAAAAGCUUUGUUGGCUGCAAAAACUGCGUUGACCAGUGGAUGCUGACAUCUGACCAGUGCCUCAAAUGCAGGGCAGAUGAGUUCUCUGUCAAUGCUCACAGGCUGACCAGUCUUGACCAUCUUCUCUCCUCAUUGGCUGGUGUAAUUAAGAUGGAUUAAUCCUUUAAGUGUGAUUGUAUCACAUUCAACGAUUUAAGCUUGAUUACCUCUGUUCCAGCUGGCUAAUAGCCUUGUUCUAAAUCCAGUUGGAAUUUUGCACUUGUUCAACAGCUGUAGAUACAGAAUAGUUUUAUUUUUAUGCAUUUUUUGUAUUUCAUGUUGCACUUCAGACCAAUAUUGUGUAAUGUUUAACUCUGCUAUUGUAGCAAUUUUAACAAGUGUUUGAUUUUGUUAAGGGAAAGUAACAAAAUAUACAGUAUAUCCAGAACCAACUUGCCUUUAUUUGACAUGUUCAUGCAUAUUGCUGCGUAAUGUUUAUCAGAUACAGCAAUGCAUCUUGAAAAGGUACGAAGUUAUAGUUUACCACGUUAUCUAAUAAAACUGAAAUAUCAGGGUAUUCUUCAGCAAAAAGUUGUUCUGCUGAUACUUUGUCCUCCUCAGUUGAGAAGGGGUCCGUUCCAAAGCAGGAGACUCCAGUUAGUGAAGAGCCAACAUCCUGCUCGUACAUGUCUGCUGCUCGGAAGGCAUGUGGCAACAACUCCUCUCCCAGUUUCUUUGGACAUCCUCCUGCUGCAAGGCGAUUGGGUGUUCCUUUGCCUGUGAAGCAAAGCAUAGGUCACAAAAUUUCAUUGUUAAAAUUCAAUGCCAAAUUUAAAUUAAAAGUUCACAAAAAAGGA
This is a messenger RNA of Epinephelus lanceolatus (giant grouper), 1769 nucleotides long. RefSeq lists its product as uncharacterized. NCBI's taxonomy places the organism in Eukaryota, Metazoa, Chordata, Actinopteri, Perciformes, Serranidae. The record is from RefSeq and is a predicted model, not a curated record.